Messenger RNA from Ostertagia ostertagi, 885 nucleotides. Lineage: Eukaryota; Metazoa; Nematoda; Chromadorea; Rhabditida; Trichostrongylidae. The record is from the annotation of a GenBank genome assembly.
AUGAGGGAGAUCCGGAAGAAGAAUCCACAUAUAUCACCCACGGAAUUGCAGAAGCAGGCUGAGUACGAGAUGAUAACAAGAGGUCCAAAAUCGCGUGCGUUCUACCGUGUACAGGCUACUAGACGUCUAAUUGGCGGUGGAGACAUCGUGAAGAAGCGAAUCGACAAAGAACAUAACAAAGCUAUCGACAUGUUGGUGCAGGCACAAGAGAAGCAAACAAGAGAAAACACACAUGCAAGAUAUUCUUUGAUCCAGCACAUUACACAGUACUCGAGAAUGUCGGAUCAUUUGACGUGGUUGUUGGCAGACGUAAAGCCUGAUUUGCAGAGCGGGGGACCAAAGAUGGUUCCAACCGUGAUGAAAAUUAGCAUCGACAUCGUAGACGACGACGUGUUCGAAGAAGACGAACAUUUCUACCGUCAUAUGAGGAACCUUCGUGUUCGUGACCAAGAAGACGGAUCUGGAUCCGUGGACCCGAUGACGAUCACGCCGGUGUGUUCUCGUUUGAGCACGAUCACUAUGAAGUUGUUGAAGAGUUGUGGUUUCUUGUCCCUCAGAGUUCAGCGGCAUUCGGGAGCCAGAGGAAAGGUUGUGAUCCCAUAUAGAACCUAUGACGGAUCCGCUAUUGGAGACAAGCAUUUCGAAGCCAGGGAAGGAGAAGUGACGUUCGAUGACAAUCAAACUGAAGCCUUUAUCGAAAUUGGUGUAAUGGAUACGGAGCAAUAUGAACGGUCGGACUACUUCUUCAUCGAACUCGGCCCACCCAUUUGGGCAAAGAAGAUGAGCGAUCUGAGCAAGGUGCAAGAACGAUUCCAACGUCGUAUGGAACAGAAGCGCAGAGCAUCUAUUGCUUCGGAAUCCAGAGAAAGCAGUGAACCAGGUUAA